Stegastes partitus (bicolor damselfish) is the source of this 3687-nucleotide messenger RNA. RefSeq names its product sodium- and chloride-dependent GABA transporter 2-like. The record is from RefSeq and is a predicted model, not a curated record. Gene Ontology annotation, cellular component: plasma membrane; cell projection. NCBI's taxonomy places the organism in Eukaryota, Metazoa, Chordata, Actinopteri, Pomacentridae. The transcript has 16 exons. Gene Ontology annotation, molecular function: gamma-aminobutyric acid:sodium:chloride symporter activity. Gene Ontology annotation, biological process: sodium ion transmembrane transport; nitrogen compound transport; amino acid transport. The coding region runs from base 115 to 2013 and encodes 632 amino acids.
GUGGUAUCCUUGAGGACACACCCCUCCUUAGAAUUAAGCUUUUCUUGAGACUUCGCUCAGAGAAGCAGGAAUUUUACCAUAUGCAUCCACUGAAAGCUCACUGUCCUGGAGACCAUGACUGAGGAAACAGCCAGAGGGGCCCCUGCUGGAGAGUCUGGUCCGGACAAACAGGCUCCAGAGGAAGGGGCUCAGCAGAGGGAGAAAUGGGCCAACAAGACGGAAUUCAUUUUCGCCAUGGCUGGAGAAAUAAUUGGCCUUGGAAACAUUUGGCGUUUCCCUUAUCUGUGCUACAAGAAUGGAGGAGGUGUCUUCCUCAUCCCGUACUGUGUGUUCCUCUUUUUUUGCGGCAUCCCUGUGUUUUUCCUGGAGACGGCGUUGGGCCAGUACACCAGCGAGGGCGGGGUCACUGCUUGGAGGAAGAUUUGCCCCAUGUUUGAGGGAGUGGGAAUUGCAUCCCAAGUGAUUGUGACCUAUCUCAACAUUUACUACAUUGUUGUUCUGGCCUGGGGUAUCUUCUACCUCAUUAACUCCUUCAAAAGCCCUCUGCCCUGGUCUACGUGUGACAACUAUUGGAACACUGAACAGUGUCACAGUUCAGCUAGCGUGUUCACCAACCCUGACCUGUACCGUCCCAACUUCAACUGGUCGUUCCUCAACAACGUCACCUCACCUGACUACUUCGACGAGGACGACACUUACCUCAAUAACACAUUCAUGAUGGGCCACUCACCGGAAGAGGAGUUCUGGAGGCAUCGUGUUUUGAGAAUGUCAAAUGAUAUGUCCUUGACCAAAGUGCACUGGGACCUGGCUCUGUGUCUCCUGCUAGCCUGGGUUAUAUGUUACUUCUGCAUCUGGAAGGGAAUCAAAUGCACUGGAAAGGUUGUCUAUUUCACCGCUUCCUUCCCAUAUCUGAUGCUGUUGCUCCUCUUCUUCCGCGGAGUGACGCUGCCAGGAGCCGGAGACGGCCUGAGCUAUUACCUCAAACCCGACUUCAACAAGAUCGCUGAUCCUUAUGUGUGGAGUGAUGCAGGGACUCAGGUGUUCUACUCCUACGCUGUGUGUCAGGGAGUGCUGACGGCUCUGGGCAGCUACAAUAAAUACAACAACAACUGCUACAGGGACUGCUUGGUGCUGUGUUGCCUGAACAGCGCCACCAGCAUCUUCGCCGGCUUCGUCGUGUUCUCAGUGUUGGGAUUCAUGGCUUCAAACCUCGGCGUUCCUGUAGAGGCAUUCGCUGCCUCCGGUCCUGGUUUAGCCUUCAUAGUCUAUCCUCAGGCGCUGUCGUUGCUUCCUGCCCCGUCCUUCUGGGCUGUGCUCUUCUUCCUCAUGAUCCUCUUCCUGGGCCUAGACACUCAGUUUGUGUGUGUGGAGAGUCUGGCCACAGCCAUCACAGACAUGUUCCCACGUCGGCUGAGGAGGCGGGGCGCCAGAGAGAUACUGGUCCUGGUCAUCGCUGUCGUUUGCUUCCUGCUAGGGCUGCUAUUCGUGACUGAAGGAGGGAUAGGCCUCUUCCACGUGGUUGACACCUAUGGUCCCAGUGGAACCAGUCUCCUCAUCAUUGCCUGUGCAGAGUGCAUCAUUAUCGGCUGGAUUUAUGGUGCGGACCGCUUCUAUCACAACAUUGAGGACAUGAUCGGGUACCUCCCAAUCCCGGUGCUGAAGUACUGCUGGCUGUUUGUCACGCCGCUCAUCUGCGGGCUUACAGUGCUGUUUAACCUGUCAACAGUGAGGUCAGUCUAUAUCCGCGGUUAUAUACCUGGAUCCUUGGUCUCCAUAGUGGGCUUCCUACUUGUCGCCACGCCUCUGAUCUGCAUCCCAGUAUACAUUCUGGUCUCACUGUGCAGGGAUGGCGACAACAUGACCACACCUUCCAGACACCUGCGUCAGGCCAAACCACACAAGCCGGUGCUCACGUUGUGUAAAUUCGUCAUCUUCAAGGCACAGGGGCCGCCGAACCGGAGCGCUGCUGACAGAAACGAGAAGAUGAUGAUGGAGGAACCCAGUGGGGUUUGAUAUUUGCUGAUAGCAUCUUUAAAUCUGUAGAUACCUGUAAGACAAAACAUCUUUUUUUUUUUUUUUAAAAGAAUUCAUAUUCAACUUUUUUAAAGUGUUUACACAUUUCAUGAGUCUUCAGGGAGAUUUGUUUAUGCGUUUUGCUCGUACAUUAAUCUUUGCCUUACUACCUUUUUACUUAUGAAUGACAAUGUAAACGUCCUGGUAUGGUACAUUUACUUUUAUACCUUUAUCCCUGCAUACAGUAACUGCCUUUAAAUAGCACUCCAUUAUUUUCAAAUAGGGGUGCUGAGUAGGAGUGGGUGAAUCGAGGUGGGCGUUGGGUUAGGUCUAACAGUUGUUGGUACGCCCACUGGUUGGGGAAUGCCCAAUUUGUGUUCUGCAGAGACUCCUCACUCAUUAAUCUAGCAUUGCACCCCUGUACCAUUUAUGAACACAUAAUUGAUGGUAUAACUAACAUUUGACUUAAAUAUAUUAUCUUUCUUAUGCAUUCUUGGUUCUACAUUACCCACAAUCAAGUGACAUCACUUAAGACAGUUUAUUAGACUUACAGGAAGUCCAGUCCUUGUUACCCCCCUUGGUCCUACCACUUGUACCUUAUCCCUACUUGGAGAGCUACAUGACCACUGCCCUAUAAUCCCUGCAGGAAACAAUAUCCCCGACCCUAUGUGGGACCGAUUAGAGGUAGGGCCAAGGUGGGGAAUUGAGACUGAGCCUUAACUCAUGUGCAACAGCUGCAAGAAAAAUCAGUGCCUUUACCCUUUAAAGCAACAUACAUCAUGCUUCUUGCAUUUGCCACAUUUUAGUUGUGACCAAGUUUGCGUAGCUUUUCCUAAAGACCGCCUCAGUGUACAUUAUGUGUUUAACCUCGUUAACAUGUCCAUAUGGUGUUUUUUUACAUGCUGGAAGACAUGUCAUGAGCACAGUAAGCAUGUCUGAACAUUCCCACCUUAAAAACUGCAGGGUACCAAUGAGUCUCAAAAACAUAAAUUCAGACUACAAAGGUUUCAUAUAUAACAAACCAAACCCCGUCAACUUGCAGUGUGGGGCUUUCUGUAUCAUUGUUCUUCUUCAGACUCCAGUUUGACCAUGUAUACCUGCAUUACUCCAAUAUUUCAAUUUGCCAUUGUGUGGUGUUGAGAAAGUUUGAGCAGAAUCAUAGGUGAGCUGGUGUGCUCAAGCUGCAGCUUGGAGAGACAAGCAGAGACUUUAUCGACAUUUUAGAGGAAGCAAUGAUAUCGUGUUACAUCUAAGCCACUUUUUUUUUUUUUUUUUUAAAGGCAGGAAGGUAUUACUUUUAUGGAAAAACCUCUUAAUAUUCAACUCUGAUACACAGAUGAGUUUUUAAGGCUUUCAUCAACAACUACAGAGGGACUUUGAUUUUACUGGAGAAGCCACGCUUAAUCAAAUGCACCAUGCAAGACAAGCUGUCACAUCCGGUAAUGUUCAUGUCAGUUAAUGCCAAAUAUAAAUAAGAGUUGAUGAAUUCUGUUAUGUUCCUGGAAGGAUGCCGUCAUGGAUUUUAAAGGUUUGUAAACGCGGAAGUCAAGCCAAUUGAAUGGUUGUAAUCAAUUCAAACAGGUCUGUGUGUUUUCUUCAUUUAUUAUGUAUGUUUGUAUCUUGUGUGGACAAAUGUGAUCCACGUUUCAGUAAAAGUAUCAGUAUGUCCCAAUA